ACAACGUAUAAAUUUAAAUGAAUGUAAAUAAAAUACUAUUAAAAAACCAAGAACACCAGCUAUAAACCAUUAAUUGUUUUUUUAUCUUGCAACUAGUAACGACAGAGUGUCUCUUAACAGCGGUUGGUAUAGACGGUCAAUAAAAAUAAUUUAAAUAAGUAAUUUGAAAAAUAUACAUACUAUAUUCACCAUGAAUUGUUUAUGUUCGGAAGAGAUAAGGGCUCAAAAUCUUCAAAAUAAACGGCUGGAACGUAAUCUGCAAAUUUAUAAGCGCAAAUACAACAGACAAAUAAAACUGCUGAUGCUGGGCACUAGCGGAUCUGGAAAGUCCACAUUUUUACGUCAAAUGCGUUUUGUCUAUGACAAGGGUCAUACGGGCUACGACAGAAUGAAAUAUGUUGGCAUAAUCCAUCAAAAUGUAUUCCACGCCAUGCAAAUUAUGAUCGAGGCCAUGCAAGUUUUACGGAUUUCAUAUGAGACCAAAGAAAAUGCUUUCGUUAAUGCGGCUCUUAUUAAAUAUGUGGACUUAAACUAUCCGGUACUUUUUAUUGAUAUAUUUCGUUUGGCUCUAAAAGAACUGUGGGCCGAUGCUGGCAUACAGGAAUGUUAUAUGCGUGGACGAGAAUUCGCUCUACUCGACUCAACGAAAUAUUUCUUCAACCAUCUAGAUCGCAUAGCCGCGCCACACUAUAUACCCAACGAUCAGGAUAUUCUGCGAGCACGUGAUCCUUCGCAUGGUCUCGAAGAGCAUUUAUUUUAUUAUAAAAAUGUUGAAUUCCUCAUUACCGACUUGGGUUGUCAACGAUCGGAACGUAAGAAAUGGAUGCAUUGUUUCGAUAAUGUUACCGCCAUCAUAUAUAUGGUGGCGAUUUCAGAAUACGAUCAAUUCUCAUUGGACCCGGAGCAUCGCAAUCUCCUUAAAGAAUCUCUAGAACUUUUAAAAUCAAUAGUAUCCUAUAAAUGUUUCAACGAUAUUUCACUUAUUAUAGUUCUUAAUAAAUUGGAUAUAUUUGAGGAAAAAAUCAUGCAUUCACAUUUGGUCGAUUAUUUUCCCGAAUUCACGGGACGAGAGUAUGAUCCGCGAGAAGCUCGUUCUUUUAUAUUGGAUCUGUUUUUAAAAGUCAUACCGUCAAAACGAAGAAUCUAUUAUUAUUUUUUAAGUUCUGUCGAUGAACAUAGUGCCAGCAUUGUUUUCGUUUAUAGAGCUGUACGAGAUACGAUUUUAAAUGCAAAUUUAUACAAUUUUAAUUUAGUUUAAUGUUUUAUCUUAAUUAAUUAUUUAAUUUGUAAUGUUUAUAAAAUAUAUAAAAUGAUGAAAUA
Molecule: messenger RNA, 1320 nt
Organism: Calliphora vicina (urban bluebottle blowfly)
Lineage: Eukaryota; Metazoa; Arthropoda; Insecta; Diptera; Calliphoridae
Product: guanine nucleotide-binding protein subunit alpha-11-like
Exons: 1
Coding region: 191-1258 (355 amino acids)
Biological process (GO): adenylate cyclase-modulating G protein-coupled receptor signaling pathway
Cellular component (GO): heterotrimeric G-protein complex
Molecular function (GO): G-protein beta/gamma-subunit complex binding; GTPase activity; guanyl nucleotide binding
Source: RefSeq, a predicted model, not a curated record